Messenger RNA from Diaporthe citri, 936 nucleotides. RefSeq lists its product as uncharacterized. The record is from RefSeq and is a predicted model, not a curated record. Lineage: Eukaryota; Fungi; Ascomycota; Sordariomycetes; Diaporthales; Diaporthaceae. The transcript has 3 exons. The coding region runs from base 1 to 936 and encodes 311 amino acids.
AUGUCUGGCUUACAAUAUACCCUUGCGGGCGAGACCACCAACUGCAAUGACUCGAGGCUCUCCGGGGCCACUCCAGUUCUGCGCAACAACACAGGGACACGCGUGUGUGGCAUCCAGAGUGCCAAUACCAGCAGCAUCCGAUCCUGCUGCGACGGCGAGGUUCAGCUGUACUGGUGCAACGCAUUUUGCGAGACGUCCAUGAGCGCGGCCGAAUUCAGCCAAUGCUUCUUCAACAACACAAACACCGACGCCAUCUACGGCGGUUUCACAUACUGCCAGGACAGCAUCAGCAGCACUCAGAACGAAACCAUCCAGGCAUCAUUCGGAGUCCCUCGCACGGGUUCCCCACCCCGCCUCCUGCUCGCCCUGUUCCUCACCUUGUUCGCCGUCCUGCCUGCCUCCGCCUUCGUGGUCGACUCCCUCGACGGCGGGCUCACGCGGAGGCAGUCUGACAGCUCGGAUUGCGGCUUCGAGAUCGACAGCAAAUACGCCAGCCAGGGGGAGGGCAUCGUGUUGACCGCCACCGUCGGCGGCUCCAGCACAAUCGGGUCGGGCGCCUACGUGAACACGGGCACGACCCAGAACAACCGCACCGUGAACGACACCUCGGCCGCGGAGCCAGGCUACGAUGCAUUCUUCGAUGUUCUCGCUAAUUUGACGGGUCGCCGAUACCCGGCCCUGAGUGGUGUCAGCCUGCACAUGCAAUGGGCGUCGGAGAACGUCGAUAGUCAGCUGUACUUCUACCCCUACCGCUACUGUGUCAAUGGAACUGUCUCUGGUUGCGGUGACGCCUUUGGUGAUGAUGAUACUCAAUUCAUUGAAGCGUGUGGGCCACUGUUUGGCUCAGACUGGGUUCCAGAGGGUGAGGAGGCCGUGACAGAGGGGCUUGAGGCAGAGACACCACAGGGGUCAUUGCGAGUUGUCAAUCUUAAUUAA